AGCAACAAGUCCCACAAAAUUCUGAAUUAUUUUUCAAUAAAAUUUUCAUCAAAAGGAGCUCAAAUCAUAAAACAAAAAAUCGAAGAAUGUGAAGCACCAAGAAUUAAAGGAGAUGACAAAUAUUGUGCUACUUCUUUUGAACCAUUAGUUGAUUUUGUCACUGUAAAGUUUGGCAUAAAGAUUCAGACAUUUUCGACUGAGUCAGAAGAAGAAAACAAGAAACAAUGGUAUACCAUUUUAAAGAGAAUUACAUUGGUAAGUGACAAUCAAAUAAUUUGCCAUAAGCAAAGAUAUCCAUAUGCGGUAUUUUAUUGCCAUACAAUUAAUGCCACAAAAACUUAUAUGGUUCCACUGGUGAGUGUUGAUGGCUCCAAAGCAAAAGCAACAGUUGUUCGUCAUUUAGAUACAUCAACUUGGAAUCCUAAACAUUUUGCAUUUCAAGUACUCAAACUUAAGCCAGAAGGACCUCCAAUUUGCCACUUUUUUAACACUGACGCAAUUAUAUGGGUUCCUAAUUAG
Molecule: messenger RNA, 519 nt
Organism: Ricinus communis (castor bean)
Lineage: Eukaryota; Viridiplantae; Streptophyta; Magnoliopsida; Malpighiales; Euphorbiaceae
Product: BURP domain protein RD22-like
Exons: 1
Source: RefSeq, a predicted model, not a curated record